AUGAAGAAAUUAUUCUUCUUUCUUUUCGGGUUGUUAGCAGCCUUGGAGCAAGAGCACUUGCACAAUAAUGUAAGUGUUUCCUUAUAUUUUUUCUACCACGAAAAAAAAUAAGUUUUUAGCGAGUACCCGUCGAAAAGAUCCUCAAUGAUCACUCGUCGGCCAAAUUCCAAUACGAAUACGUGUCGGUUUGUGUGAACGGAACCGAUGAGACUCUUUUGGAUGUUGUGUAAGUUUCCUUUUGCUCCCACAUAAUUUGCACCACAAUUUACGACAAAUUACAGACACGGAAAAGAGUGCAAGGACGCUAAAUCGCGUGUCGCUCUCGGAAAAUACUCGAACCAAGUGAACACGACCGGAUGGGGAAUUCUCGAAAUCGAGACGUUCGCCAGCCACUCUUACGAUGUUCAAGCCUACGCGGCAGGCGUCGCCGAGGGAGAACUGACCCGUCUUCAGAUUUAUUAUCACUACAGAAACACCAUUGAGACGAUGUGCACCAACCACACGUAAGUCCGGUAGAGAACAGAAAUCCGACAGUAUCCAUUUGCAGAUUGUUCUGCAAACGACUCUACAAACAUCUGCAGAAGAACCUGGAUUGGAUGAGAGAACAAGUGCUCGUGCAGCCUGCUUCCGAUCCGUUUUGGCGUCAGGUCAAUCUGACUUUUGCGCAGCUCACUGGAGUUUAUGACGCUUAUAGCAAGAGGAAUCUGACGCCCGAGAUCGGAUUCGACCUGCAUCCGAUCUAGUAAGUGAAGCUACAGUAAAUUCUGAGCUUUUGGUGCUGCGUAAUUUUUGGUGUUGCCUAGCUUUUGAUGCUUCUUAAAAAACAGUGAUCCUAGCAGAGUACUUUAGUCACAAAUACUCCCCAAUUCCAGUAUGCUGCAACUGGCCGGUGACAUGUUCGAUCUCAACAAAUUCCUCAACAAAACUCCGGAUCCUUUGGAGUACCCAGAAGGCGGAAGAUGUUCCGGAUUCAUCAAGUUGGCACCAGGAAACAAGGUUCGACACAGUGUUCAGUGCAUUAUCAUCAUCAAUUUCAGGAUCUGUUCAUCUCUCACGUCUCCAUGUCGUCCUUGAGUUGGAUGCAACGAAUUCUGAAGAUUUACAAGUUCGGAUAUGAUGUGAACGAAGUGCCCGGACACAUUGUAACGUUCUCCGGAUACCCAGGAGCUCUCAUCUCUUCUGAUGAUUACACCCUUACUUCGGCCGGACUCACUUCUAUCGAAACGACAAUCGCCAUCUUCAACAGCGAACUGUACACGGAUAAGUACAUGAAAGCGGAGGGACAGGUCCACUGCUGGGUCAGAUCCAUGAUCUCCAACUUAUUGGCCAGGUAAGACAUCCGGGAAACUUCGACUUAACCUAUUUUCAUUCCAGAAGCGGAAAGGAAUGGGUGGACAUUUUUGGCAAGUACAACUCGGGAACAUAUAAUAAUCAAUGGACAGUUCUCGAUUGGAAACUCUUCACACCGGGACAAGAAAUCCCGGAUAAAGAUGUCGUCUGGAUUCUGGAGCAGACUCCGUAAAGCUUCAUAAUUCAUUCAUUUCUAACUCAAAGUAAAAUAAGCAUUUUAGUGGAUACGCCGAGACACGUGACAUGACGUGGUACCUCAAGAAGUUCACCUAUUUCCCAUCGUACAAUAUUCCGUUCCUUCCGAAGAUCAGCGAGAGAUCCGGUUUCGACGGAAAGGCCAAGCAGUUCUCGUGGUUCGAGUGGGGAGGAUCGCCAAGAGCCCGCAUUUUCGACAGAGAUCACAAUAAAGUGCAUGAUAUCGACUCUCUGAUGGCUCUGAUGAGAUACAACGAUUAUACUCAUGACGAGUUCGCCCGGUGCAAGUGCACUCCAAACCCCUACACCGGAGAGGUACAGUCUUUGUUCCAAAACGGAACAUUGGAGUAUGGUACAUGAAAAACGUGUGUUUAAAGGGAGGAAUCUCGGCGCGUGGAGACCUAAAUACCCCCGGAGGAACGUACGAGGUGGAGUCGAUGGGAUUCAGAGACCACGCCGGCCUCGAUUUCAAGGGAACCAACUACGAAAUGUUUAAAAAACUGAGAUUCCGUGCAUGGGGAGGACCCCCGUAUGACCCACUUCCGGUCUUUGAGUAAGAUUCGAUUGCAUUUCACCGGAGAACUGUAGCAAUUUCCAGCUGGAACACCACAAAAUUGAAGAAUGUGCGUCAUUUCGGUCAGCCGGACGUCUGGAAUUUCACCUACGUCGACUUGGAGUGGGAACUCGCCACCCGCGUUCAACUGACUCCUUUCGAAUUGGAUUCUCAUUAG
Molecule: messenger RNA, 2276 nt
Organism: Caenorhabditis sp. 36 PRJEB53466
Lineage: Eukaryota; Metazoa; Nematoda; Chromadorea; Rhabditida; Rhabditidae
Source: the annotation of a GenBank genome assembly